This is a messenger RNA of Carya illinoinensis, 1598 nucleotides long. Its product is annotated as guanine nucleotide-binding protein subunit beta. Bases 271 to 1404 code for a protein of 377 amino acids. Gene Ontology annotation, biological process: G protein-coupled receptor signaling pathway. The record is from RefSeq and is a predicted model, not a curated record. Gene Ontology annotation, cellular component: heterotrimeric G-protein complex; cytoplasm. Lineage: Eukaryota; Viridiplantae; Streptophyta; Magnoliopsida; Fagales; Juglandaceae. Gene Ontology annotation, molecular function: signaling receptor complex adaptor activity; protein binding. The transcript has 6 exons.
CUGCCAUCUGAGAAUUCUUCAGACUCCAUCAACUCUCUCUCUCUCUCUCUCUCUGUGUGUACAAAUCUACUCCAACGUUGUUCGACACACUUUCUGUGUUCUAAAAUCUUCCCCAAUCAAAUCCCUAAUAUAGUCAAAGUCUCCCUUCGAAUCUUUCCUGAAUUUCCCAAAAUUCCAUUUUCUCAGCACCCAACGAACGCUAGGGCUCAAAUCGGGUAAUCUCAAAAUGGCUUUGUUUCGUUAGUCAGUUUUUCUUUUUUAACUGAAAGAAUGUCCGUUGCGGAGCUCAAAGAGCGCCACGUGGCGGCCAUGGAGACGGUGAACUCUCUCAGAGAGCGCCUUAAGCAGAAGCGGCUCUCUCUGCUCGACACGGAUGUUGCGGAGUACGCGAGGUCACAGGGUAGGAGCCCGGUCAGCUUCGGACCCACGGAUCUGGUUUGCUGUAGAACACUGCAGGGUCAUACAGGCAAGGUGUAUUCAUUGGAUUGGACUCCUGAGAAGAAUCGAAUUGUCAGUGCAUCUCAAGAUGGUCGGUUGAUAGUGUGGAAUGCUUUAACAAGUCAGAAGACUCAUGCAAUAAAACUACCUUGUGCAUGGGUGAUGACUUGUGCUUUCUCACUGACUGGUCUGUCUGUAGCCUGUGGUGGUCUUGAUAGUGUCUGCUCUAUCUUUAACCUUAAUUCCCCCAUGGACAAGGAUGGAGAUCUACCGGUGUCGAGAAUGCUUAGUGGGCACAAGGGGUAUGUUUCAUCCUGUCAGUAUGUACCAGACGAGGACACUCAUUUAAUCACCAGUUCUGGUGAUCACACAUGCAUUUUAUGGGAUAUUACUACAGGCCUUAGAACUUCUGUUUUUGGAGGUGAAUUUCAGUCUGGACACACUGCAGAUGUACUAAGUGUCUCAAUUAAUGGAUCAAAUUCAAGAAUGUUUGUAUCUGGUUCCUGUGAUGCAACUGCCCGAUUGUGGGACACUCGUGUUGCAAGUCGAGCAGUACGGACAUUUCAUGGACAUAAGGGGGAUGUUAACACUGUAAGAUUCUUUCCAGAUGGCAACAGGUUUGGAACUGGUUCAGAUGAUGGAACUUGCAGGUUAUUUGAUAUCAGAACUGGGCACCAACUCCAAGUAUACAAUCAGCCGAAUGGUGAUAAUGAUGUCCCACAUGUGACCUCCAUUGUAUUCUCCAUAUCAGGAAGACUUCUCUUUGCUGGAUAUUCGAAUGGCGACUGCUAUGUGUGGGACACCUUAUUGGCAAAGGUGGUUUUGAACUUGGGAUCUCUGCAAAACUCACAUGAGGCCCGGAUAAGCUGUUUGGGUUUAUCGGCUGAUGGAAGUGCCUUAUGUACUGGAAGUUGGGACACAAACCUAAAGAUAUGGGCUUUUGGAGGGCAUAGGAGGGUAAUCUGAUCGAAGAGAAAAGGCUAAACUUCCAUACGGUUUUCAUAGCCUUCUUAGCAUUGCAUCUUUGCUAAAAUGCGUUUCUAUUUCCAGUAUGUUGCUAGGGUUUGAGAAACCAUAAUCCUGUAAUGUUCAUUGUAAUUCAUAAGACUGACAGUUCGAAUUUUGGAGAAAAAAGAAAAAUAUUUGGCUUGAGAACUUGA